CCAUUGUCGUCGAUAAGCGCUAAGAUAAAUCACCGGCCGCCUCAUAUAAAUCGCGGGUGGCAUUGGCUAGCAGUGAUUUCAGCUCUCCCUUUGAGUUUCACCGCAACGACACAAAGCAUGAGAGCACCAUUGGCUAUUGCCUUUUUCCUGCUGCUCGCCGCGGCUUCUCUUGAAGCUGGAAGGCCCACCAAAGAGGGAUAUGAGGAGCAAGGCGGCCCUGGAGGUGGUGGCGGCGGCGGCGCUGGAAGCGAGCAGGGACCGGGAGGCAACGGCGGUAACGGAGGUGGUAUUGGCGGCGGCGAGGGCGGCCAAGGAGGCUGGGGCGGCCCCGUGAGCGAGGGCACCGACGCCGAGUGCAUUGAAGUGGCCAGGCUGAGCUGCCCAGCGGUGGACGGCGUCGUGCCUGUGCUUCUGUCAAACCCUAGCGACUGCGGCUCCUUCUGCCAGUGCGCCAACGGCGUCGGCAAGUUCAUCCCGUGCGCCAACGGCCUCCACUUCAACAAGGACACGCAGGUGUGCGACUGGCCUUGGAUGGCCGGGUGCAGGAACGUCAUGAUCCCUAACUAGACACUACGCGACCUGUCAACAAUCGCAUUUUGACUUUGCAAUAAACUUGCACCUUCUUCAGAUCUAUCGAGGCGUUUUUGGUCAUAUUUUGAUACUUUUGCGUUUUAAUUUAUUGGAAUAAAGAUUUUGACUAUUUUGAGGAUAAA
Cloeon dipterum is the source of this 713-nucleotide messenger RNA. RefSeq lists its product as uncharacterized. Gene Ontology annotation, cellular component: extracellular region. Gene Ontology annotation, molecular function: chitin binding. The record is from RefSeq and is a predicted model, not a curated record. The transcript has 3 exons. NCBI's taxonomy places the organism in Eukaryota, Metazoa, Arthropoda, Insecta, Ephemeroptera, Baetidae. The coding region runs from base 118 to 567 and encodes 149 amino acids.